CUGGUUCUGUAUUAUGCACGUUUUCCUUUGCUUUGUUUGCACUCUAUUAUCUAGACUUUACAGACCGCACCCUGGCUGCACCCAGUUUCUAAAUUUAUUCAUAAAAAGAUUUGUCUUUCUGAUUUUCUUUUUGUGUGGAAAAAAAAUUUCGACAUCAUGUUCCGUGUGGCUUGCGUGGUUCUUUGUUUUGCAGUGUCGUCUGCUUUUAUAUUUCAUAGCUCGGGUUCGGGCUCGAGCUCGGUCAAUUCCUGCAGUCGAUACCUCUCCAUGAACUGUAACGAAUUCGGCCACGAUAAAGAAUGUGGAACUGACGGAACUACUUAUGACAACCGGUGUGCCUUCACGCAAGCCAAGUGUCGUGGGCAAGACAUCCACGUGGCACACAAAGGCGAGUGUACGGGUCUAAAGCCAACCGGACCUCCGCUCCUGACCGGCGAAAAGGCCAUCCAGGACUUCUUCUGUUUAGAGCUAGCUCACGAAAACUGUCCCGGCGGAGUGGAGAAAAUAUGUGGCACGGACGGAUUUACUUAUCUCAACAUGUGUGAAUAUGAGAAGGCACGCUGUAUGCACAGGGAACUCCACGUCAGAAAAUUCGGCGAAUGCACCAAAUAACUCAUGCUACAUCAAAAGCUAAAUCAAGGCAGCACGCCCCUCGAUAACUACAGAUGAUUCCGUGCCAUGUUGUAAAUGGAAUAUUAAAUUCCGUGCCAUGUUGUAAAUGGAAUAUUAAAUUCCGUGCUAUGUUGUAAAUGGAAUAUUAAAUUAUUUUAAUUUUCAGUUAUUACAUUUGUAGUUCUUUGUGUUUGUUUAUUUGGUAAGAAAGAUGGAAAGAAAGAUCACGUUUAUUUAACGACGCCACAGCACAUUUUAAACUACAUUGUACUUAAUAUUUCGUGGCUAGUAUUUAACGGUUAUUUCAACACGAUCUAGAGUACGAGAAUGGAAGUUAA
Molecule: messenger RNA, 950 nt
Organism: Gigantopelta aegis
Lineage: Eukaryota; Metazoa; Mollusca; Gastropoda; Neomphalida; Peltospiridae
Product: agrin-like
Exons: 5
Coding region: 157-612 (151 amino acids)
Molecular function (GO): protein binding
Source: RefSeq, a predicted model, not a curated record